Molecule: messenger RNA, 4725 nt
Organism: Platichthys flesus (European flounder)
Lineage: Eukaryota; Metazoa; Chordata; Actinopteri; Pleuronectiformes; Pleuronectidae
Product: neutral cholesterol ester hydrolase 1-like
Exons: 5
Coding region: 153-1373 (406 amino acids)
Cellular component (GO): membrane
Molecular function (GO): carboxylic ester hydrolase activity
Source: RefSeq, a predicted model, not a curated record
UUCAUUCCCCGGUGAUUCGUCGACCUCUUGCGGAGACACGGAUCAGACCGGGACAACCCGGGACAACCCGGGACCUGAUGCAGUGACAGACCGGGACAGACCGGGACCUGAGGCAGGGACGGACCGACCCCCGGCAGGGACACACCGCCGCCAUGAGGCUCCUUCUGGCCGCAGCCCUGCUGCUGUCGGCGGCCUCGUACUUCGUCUACCUGCCGCUGCCGAGCGGAGUCUGUGAGCCCUGGAAGCUGAUGCUGCUGGACGCGCUGUUCCGGAGCAUCAUGCAGGCGAGCGACGUGGCUCACUCCCUGGGUCUGUGCCACCGCGUCCACCUGCUGAACCGGGUGGUGUCCUGGGUGGAGAACACCGAGGCCCGCUCCUGCCCCGCCGUGCACGUGAGCGACUCCACGCUGGGCGGCGUCCCCGCCCGGGUCUUCCAGGCGAAGGGCGGGGCGGAGCUGAAGAGAGGAAUCAUAUACUUCCACGGCGGGGGGUGGGCCCUCGGCAGCGGACGGAUGCGAUCCUACGACCUUCUUUGCCGGAAAAUGGCGGAGGAUCUGGACGCUGUCGUCAUGUCUGUGGAUUACCGUCUCGCCCCGGAGGCGGUGUUCCCAGAUCAGUACCACGAUGCGCUGGCGGCGGCGCGGGACUUCCUGUCUGCAGAGGUUUUAAAGCGCCACGGCAUCGACCCGGAGAGAGUGUGCGUGUCUGGAGACAGCGCGGGGGGGAACCUGGCCGCCGCUGUGGCUCAGGAGCUCGGCUCGGACGACAGCGUGACCACGAGGUUCAAGGCCCAGGCGCUGAUCUACCCGGUGCUUCAGGCCCUGGACUUCCACACCUCGUCCUACCAGCAGAACCGGGCCGUGCCCAUCCUCUACCGGCCCAUCAUGGCUCGUUUCUGGCUGCAGUACCUCGGCGCCGACUCCUCCCUGGUGCCCCUCCUGCUCGCCAACAACCACAGCUCCCUGGACCAGCCGGCCAUCGGCGCCGACACCCGCUCCAAACUGGACUGGACCUCUCUGGUGCCGGGCGAGCGCAGGAAGCACUACCGGCCGCUGGUCAGGGACACGGGAUCCCCGGGGCUGCUGGGGGAGCUGCCGGCGCUGAUGGACGUGAGGGCGGCGCCGCUGCUGGCAGAGCAGAGGGUUCUGGGUCGGGCGCCCACAGCCUACGUGAUGACGUGUGAGUUUGACGUGCUGCGGGACGACGGGCUCAUGUACGUGAAGCGGCUGCAGGACGCCGGCGUCCCGGUGACCAGCGACCACUACGAGGACGGCUUCCACGGCUGCAUGGUGUUCGCCUACCUGCCCAUGCUGUCCAGCGUGGGACGGAGGAGCAUGAACAACUACAUCCGCUGGCUGGACCGGAACCUUUAGACCAAUCAGGACGCGUGGAACCAAAGGACCCUGGAGCAGGAGGUGUGGUCUCUGCCCCGCGGAGGAGGCGUGUCUUAUUUAAACCGUGACUGUUUCCUGUGAGAUGUGAAGUUCAACAACAUGGAACUCAGUCAACAACUCAGAAUCCAAAGCUCACGGACGAGACGCUGCAAUGACACGAUGAUCGUUUGAGAUAUGAUUCAUAAUUUUAGCCACUUGCAGUCGAAUCAUCCUCGAAAACGACGGAUUUUGCACGUUUUUAAAAAAUAGCUUUGACGCAGCGGAUUUGAGUUCAUCUCCAAAAACGUUAUAUCGUUGCUCAUUCACUUUGAAUUCUGAAAUACCGCCUCCUGCUGUUCAUGUGCUUAACUGCAUCAUGUGGACGUGCAGACGCGGAUUGAAAACCACUGGACCUGUAGAUCAGAAGUUUAAUAAACCACAAAUCAAACGCACUGAUUCAUAAAACCCCAAAAAAUCUGAUGUCACCAAAAACUAUGCUUUUAGAAAAUUUUGAUUUAUUUAAAGAAGAAAAUCCAGGGAUAUAUAAUUUAAGUCCAAAAGGUCUUAUAAUGAUGUUAGUAAUAAUGAUACCAAUAAUACUAAUGAUGAUAAUAAUAAGAAUUUGUGAAACAAUACAAACUAACUACUGAUUUAAUCUGUGACACUACUUCCUGUGGCAUUCCAAAAUGUGAGCUAAGAGAAAAGAAUUAAUGUUUAGAAUUAUCUUGAUUUCACUUUUUUAUUUCGACAGUUUUAUCAGAAACACAGAGUCUGUUGUGUAGAAAUUUGUAUUUAAAACUUCAAUAAUGCAAAACUCGGAGUUAACCACUAUAUUAUUUAACUAUUUACUGUUUGAUAUUUCAUAUCAGGGACAAUCAGCAGCUCAUCUUCACUGAGGCGUCUUUACUCGCUGUAAACUGAGACAUCAGUCGACAACGUUUGGGGAACAAAUACAUUUAAAUUCAAAUUUCUCAUAAACAAAACUUUCUUUCAGUUAAAAUGGUUAAAAAUAUAUAAAUAUAAGAUUAAUGAAACUACCUAACAAGCUCUUACCCGACCUGGUGUAACGAUCACAGAGGAAGGAAAGAUGGUUUUUAUUCUUUUGUGAUUCACUGAGACACUGAAACAAUCCUGUGUGUGUGUGUGUGUGGUAAAAGUGUGCGUUCACAGCUGUGUAGACUCACUGGCUUGUGUAUUAAUGUGUAUUUGGAAGCGUCUCUCGCUCUCUGACGAUCUGAUGACCACUGUGGAGUCGGGCCAACGCCACGGCGUCCUCCAUGAGGCUCAUGAUGAAAGCUGUGAAACAAAUGAGAGAUGCACUGUCUCUCCCUGGGAGACAAGUUGUCCCCUUCGGACUCUCGGGUUCCCCCCCCCCCCCCCCCACACACCCCUGAGACCGACUCUAAUCCAAAGUAACGAAGCGACAACAGCGAGCGGCGGACAGGGCUUUGGCCCCGGGCCCCGAACGCAGUGAGCAGAGAGCGUGACCCCGAGGGCCUCACAUCACCCACCACACAUGAUGACGUGGUGUCAGUGAUCAUCACUUUACUCCCAGCAUGCAAUGCAAAUGACAUUACGCACACAUUUCUAGAAAGCAGUGACUUUGUUCAACACGUGUGUGCAUUGAGCUCAGUCCCUUUAAAAUCUGUUAAUGGAUUUCCACUGCGGAGAAAAGCUUUCAAACGUUUCUCGGGGCUGUAAUUUGAAUGGCAUGUGUGAAAUUGUGCGUAAAAUGGUUUUAUAUUGGAUAAAUAAGAUUUUAUUAUGCGUCUGGGUUUUGCCACUGGUCGUCUCGACCAAGUUAAAACACAAAAUCGGCCCCAGAUGAGCUCCGGCCGCACAAAUACGUCCCAUAUAGAAGCUGAUGUGUUCGUGGCGGUGUCGACUGGUGGUGCGUCGGGUUACGUCUCGUUUUCUUUAUGUUUUAUUCUUUUCCACAAUGUUCUGCACGUUCAUCACCGUGUGUUUGUCUGAGCAAUGCGCUGGUGGAACUCUGGAAUCGAACAAUAUCUAGAACUUUAAAAUUGAUUUUAGACUUGAAGAAAAGACGCGACAGGUGAUUUAGUCACAGUUAGAAAAAAGAAAUAUUGAAAUCUAUUUUUUUCUGUUAUCUACAUUCCUAGAAAAUCUUGUGUGUUAAUUGUGCGACACUGAAUAUUGUAUAUUUGUUAGAAAUGAGGGGAAAUAUUAUCAUAUUGAUUCAUGUUUUGUUUUCCGGUGACACUUUAUUUCAAACAUUUCUUUAAAUGUAUUUGUACGAAUCUAAGAUGGUGUUUUAUCAGGUGUUUUGUUAAUGAUGAGUAUUUGUCAGCAAGUAUAACUUGAAAAUAUAUAUGCUUUAUAUUUUUAUCUUUUAAAACAUUAUCUGUUUAUACAGCAGCUUUCAUACAUGUGAACUCGUUGCUUAUAAAUGCAUUACACUGAAAAAAAUGUAGAAAGAAUUACUUAAAUUGUUGACAUACAAAUUAGUGAUUAAAGUUAUAUUAAAACAUUUAAUAACUGAUUUUAAAAACUGUUAAUUUGUGUGUCACCGAUUGAAGUAUUUUUUAAGUUGGUCAGCAUUUGCUCAUAGUACAUUUUAGUAUUUAGAGUUUCACUGUAAAUUUUACAUCUGUAGGUUUAUGUCAGUUUAACAAAACUAGUUUCAUUUACUAUUUCCUCACAUAGAAGAAAUCUUAAUAAUCAACAGCGAAAAUUGUAAACGUUGAAAAUUCAUUCUCCGGACGUCUUGAAUGUCAAAUCCUUCAAGUGGAAAUAAAGAAAUUGUUGCAGCCGUCAGAUAUAAAUUCACAUUUAUAUAAUUAAUAUGAAAACGAUGUGAAUACGAAUUCCACUCAGCAGCGUUUUACAAGCUGACGUGAUGAAUUCAUUUACAGGCACAUGUGGUUUAUCAGCAGUAAACACGGAACUUCACAUACGAUGAAUCACGUGCCGACACGACGUGGCUCUCAGACCUUCACAUGUGAAACAUAAUAUUUUAUGUGGACAGAUGCCAGCGUGGUUAUUAAAACUAAAAUGUUGUGUUAUGAUUGAUGGUGAAAGAUUCCUCACAUCUCCUCUUUAGUUUUUAUGUUUGUUUUAAUGUUGUUUUGUUCGGUUUUUGUGAAACUUGACAAUCGAGAGUUGGUUCAGUCGACUCCAGAUGUGUUUGUUCUGUGAUUUGUAAAAUUAUUAAAAAAACUCACUCACACAGAAUCAUUGCAGCAAUAUUCCUCUUUGUGAUGAUUAUUAAACUGUGUUCAUAUUGUUUAUGAGGAACGUUUAAGUUUGAAUCACUCAGCUACUGUAUCUGCACACAAUGCAAAAUAUGACUUGAGAUUUAUUUAUGAAAACACUGAUUGCAGUUGAUUCU